AAGCAGAAUCUCUGGGCUCCAACUGUGGAACAGCACAGAGAUCGGAUGAGUUCAGGAAGUGGUUUCUUGGCAUGGGUACGUUUUGAAUCGAUGGGGACUCUUUGAGCUAGGAACUAAUACCCUCCGGUCGGAGGAAACCUCACCGGAGAAGGGACGAACUGACCCUCAGGGCGAUCUUUGCAGAACCAACGCUCACCGGCAGACAGAGACCAGAACGACUGCCCCGGCUCCUCCGUCAUCUCCCCGCUCCCUUCCUGAGCCUUUGAAGGAUGUCUGAGAACAGCACAGCCCUGAGUGUCCAAGAUGCUGUGUACAUUGCUGUGGAGACUGCCAUCGGCUUCUGCUCCAUCGUGGGCAAUGCCUUAGUCAUCUGGGUGGUGUGGCUGAACCCGAGCCUGCAGAACUCCACUUUUUACUUCAUCAUCUCCUUGGCCUUGGCUGACAUCGCCGUGGGUAUCCUGGUCAUUCCUCUGGCUAUCGUGGUUAGCCUCGGGGUCCCCAGCUACUUCUACAACUGCCUCUUCAUGUCCUGCCUUCUGCUGGUCUUCACCCAUGCCUCCAUCAUGUCCCUGCUGGCCAUCGCCGUGGACCGCUACCUGAGGGUCAAGCUUACUAUCAGGUAUAAAAGAAUCACCACUCACAAACGAAUCUGGAUGGCUUUGAUAUUUUGCUGGCUGAUAUCUUUCCUGGUGGGCUUGGUCCCCAUGUUUGGCUGGAACAUGAAACUUUCCCCAGGUGGCCCAGGAAACUCGAGCCACCUGCCAUGCAAAUUCCUCAGUGUCGUGAGCAUGGAUUACAUGGUAUAUUUCAGCUUUUUUGCCUGGAUCCUCAUUCCCUUGAUCAUCAUGUGCGUUAUCUACAUGGAUAUCUUUUACAUCAUCCGGACCAAGCUAAGUCAGAACAUGUCUGGUUCCAAGGAGGCAGGCACUUUCUACAGGAAAGAGUUCAAGACAGCCAAAUCCCUGGCUUUGAUACUGUUCUUGUUUGCUGUGUCCUGGCUGCCGCUGUCCAUCAUCAACUGUGUUUUGUAUUUCUUCCCCCAGAGCAAGCCACCCACUCAGGUGAUCUACCUGGGCAUCCUGCUGUCCCAUGCCAACUCCAUGAUGAACCCCAUUGUUUAUGCUUGCAAGAUCAAGAAGUUCAAGGAAACCUACCUCCUGAUCUUAAGAUCCUACAUCCUAUGCCAGUCUUCCAAAUCCACAGUGCCCAGUGUGUACCCCACAGCCUAUCGGCCCCCUCGGGAGCUAACAGUGCUGCAGAGGUCAAGCACGACGACCGUUACACCUGCUUCCCUUAAUGGACACUGCAGACAAUAGCUCCUUUAGUUCUGUGCCC
Messenger RNA from Tachyglossus aculeatus (Australian echidna), 1335 nucleotides. It is a transcript of the gene ADORA3, whose product is annotated as adenosine A3 receptor. Gene Ontology annotation, molecular function: G protein-coupled adenosine receptor activity. The record is from RefSeq and is a predicted model, not a curated record. The coding region runs from base 270 to 1316 and encodes 348 amino acids. The transcript has 2 exons. Gene Ontology annotation, biological process: G protein-coupled adenosine receptor signaling pathway. Gene Ontology annotation, cellular component: dendrite; membrane; synapse. Lineage: Eukaryota; Metazoa; Chordata; Mammalia; Monotremata; Tachyglossidae.